Messenger RNA from Pan troglodytes (chimpanzee), 5131 nucleotides. RefSeq names its product VPS8 subunit of CORVET complex (gene VPS8). Gene Ontology annotation, cellular component: early endosome; HOPS complex; late endosome. NCBI's taxonomy places the organism in Eukaryota, Metazoa, Chordata, Mammalia, Primates, Hominidae. Gene Ontology annotation, molecular function: protein binding. The transcript is spliced from 48 exons. The coding region runs from base 197 to 4552 and encodes 1451 amino acids. The record is from RefSeq and is a predicted model, not a curated record. Gene Ontology annotation, biological process: endosomal vesicle fusion; protein targeting to vacuole.
GUGACGUGAACUGCUUGGGUGUGAGGCAUGUGAGAACUGAGACAUAGAACAGCAGCUGACCAUCUCCUAUUGUGUGCUCACUGUGAAGCAAGAAGUUAUUGAGUGGAGAGAUAAUCAUUCAGGUCUUCGUGAGCUAAGGCCAAACAAACAAAAAACACUUGCUUUGAUGGACUGAAUACUGUUAUUAGAAGUAAAUAUGGAAAAUGAACCAGACCAUGAAAAUGUGGAACAGAGCCUCUGUGCCAAGACGAGCGACGAAGAGCUGAAUAAGUCUUUCAAUCUAGAAGCUUCACUUUCAAAAUUCUCUUACAUAGAUCUGGACAAGGAACUGGAGUUCAAAAAUGAUCUGAUUGAUGACAAGGAGUUUGAUAUUCCUCAAGUUGAUACUCCUCCAACACUGGAAAGCAUACUAAAUGAGACUGAUGAUGAAGAUGAGUCUUUUGUUCUUGAGGAUCCUACAUUGUUAAACAUUGAUACUAUUGAUUCUCACUCCUAUGAUACUUCAUCUGUGGCAAGCUCAGAUAGUGGUGACAGGACCAACUUAAAAAGGAAGAAGAAAUUACCUGAUUCUUUUUCACUUCAUGGAUCAGUUAUGCGCCAUUCACUUUUGAAGGGAAUUUCUGCCCAGAUAGUGUCUGCAGCUGACAAAGUAGAUGCUGGCUUGCCUACAGCAAUUGCAGUGUCCAGUCUGAUAGCAGUGGGUACAUCUCAUGGAUUGGCUUUAAUAUUUGAUCAGAAUCAAGCUUUGCGACUCUGUCUGGGUAGCACUAGUGUUGGAGGUCAGUAUGGCGCUAUCUCUGCCCUCAGUAUCAACAAUGAUUGCUCAAGACUUCUUUGUGGCUUUGCUAAAGGACAGAUCACCAUGUGGGAUUUGGCCAGUGGAAAACUUCUAAGAUCAAUAACAGAUGCUCAUCCUCCAGGAACAGCAAUAUUGCAUAUCAAGUUUACAGAUGAUCCAACUCUUGCAAUUUGCAACGACAGCGGAGGCUCUGUUUUUGAAUUGACAUUUAAGAGAGUGAUGGGAGUGAGAACCUGUGAAUCUAGAUGUCUGUUCAGUGGUUCCAAGGGUGAAGUCUGCUGUAUUGAGCCUCUGCAUUCUAAGCCUGAGUUGAAAGAUCAUCCCAUCACACAGUUUUCAUUAUUGGCCAUGGCAUCUUUGACAAAAAUACUGGUCAUUGGAUUGAAACCAUCCUUGAAAGUAUGGAUGACUUUUCCCUAUGGCCGGAUGGAUCCUUCCAGUGUGCCACUGCUGGCCUGGCACUUUGUAGCAGUACAAAAUUAUGUGAAUCCCAUGCUUGCCUUCUGCAGAGGAGAUGUUGUUCAUUUUCUAUUGGUAAAGAGAGAUGAAUCUGGAGCAAUACAUGUUACUAAGCAAAAGCAUCUUCACCUAUACUAUGACCUCAUCAACUUUACUUGGAUAAAUUCACGCACGGUUGUGCUCUUAGACAGCGUAGAGAAGUUGCAUGUGAUUGAUCGGCAAACACAAGAGGAAUUGGAGACAGUGGAGAUCUCAGAAGUUCAGCUGGUCUACAAUAGCAGCCAUUUCAAAUCACUAGCCACUGGAGGAAAUGUUAGCCAGGCACUGGCUUUGGUUGGAGAGAAGGCUUGUUAUCAAUCCAUCAGUAGCUAUGGUGGUCAGAUCUUUUAUUUGGGGACAAAAUCUGUUUAUGUGAUGAUGCUGAGGAGCUGGAGAGAGAGAGUGGAUCAUCUCCUGAAACAAGAUUGUCUUACAGAAGCGUUGGCUCUUGCGUGGUCUUUCCAUGAAGGAAAAGCAAAAGCAGUAGUGGGAUUAUCAGGGGAUGCCAGUAAGCGAAAGGCUAUUGUUGCAGACCGGAUGGUAGAAAUCCUAUUCCAUUAUGCAGAUCGAGCUCUGAAAAAGUGCCCAGACCAAGGAAAAAUCCAAGUGAUGGAGCAGCAUUUUCAGGAUAUGGUGCCUGUCAUAGUUGAUUACUGCCUUCUGCUGCAGCGAAAGGAUCUUUUAUUUAGUCAGAUGUAUGAUAAAUUAAGUGAGAAUUCAGUGGCCAAAGGAGUAUUUUUGGAGUGCCUUGAGCCAUAUAUUUUAAGUGAUAAAUUGGUGGGAAUCACACCCCAAGUAAUGAAAGACUUGAUUGUUCAUUUCCAAGAUAAAAAAUUAAUGGAAAAUGUGGAAGCGCUCAUUGUACAUAUGGAUAUCACCAGCCUAGAUAUUCAGCAGGUAGUUCUCAUGUGUUGGGAAAAUCGUUUAUAUGAUGCUAUGAUCUAUGUCUACAACAGAGGCAUGAAUGAAUUUAUUAGUCCAAUGGAGAAACUUUUCAGAGUCAUUGCUCCUCCUCUGAAUGCAGGAAAAACACUAACAGCUGUAAGUUUCUGUGUGGACAAAUGUGUUCAUUUUCUUGGCCAAAUACCUAAGGUUGGAAUGGCUGGAUUGUAUGAUGAACAAGUUGUUAUGGGCAAUAAGCUCCUUGUAUAUAUUAGCUGUUGUCUAGCAGGUCGUGCCUAUCCCCUUGGUGACAUCCCUGAAGAUCUUGUUCCCUUGGUUAAAAACCAGGUUUUUGAAUUUCUAAUUCGCUUGCAUUCAGCAGAGGCUUCUCCUGAGGAAGAAAUCUAUCCUUACAUUCGGACUUUGCUACAUUUUGACACAAGAGAAUUUCUAAAUGUAUUGGCACUGACUUUUGAAGAUUUUAAAAAUGACAAGCAAGCUGUGGAAUAUCAACAGCGAAUUGUGGAUAUUUUGUUGAAAGUUAUGGUGGAGAAUUCAGACUUUACCCCCUCACAAGUAGGAUGUCUCUUUACCUUCCUUGCUCGGCAGCUUGCAAAGCCUGACAACACCUUGUUUGUAAACAGAACACUUUUUGAUCAGGUCCUUGAAUUCCUUUGUAGUCCUGACGAUGACUCCCGACACUCUGAAAGACAGCAGGUCCUUUUAGAAUUGCUGCAGGCUGGAGGCAUAGUUCAAUUUGAAGAGAGUCGACUCAUCCGGAUGGCAGAAAAAGCUGAGUUCUAUCAAAUUUGUGAAUUUAUGUAUGAAAGAGAACACCAAUAUGACAAAAUUAUUGAUUGCUACUUACGUGACCCUCUGCGAGAGGAAGAAGUCUUUAAUUACAUUCACAAUAUCUUGUCCAUUCCCGGACACAGUCCAGAGGAGAAGCAGUCUGUAUGGCAGAAAGCAAUGGAUCACAUUGAGGAACUUGUGUCCCUGAAGCCUUGUAAAGCUGCGGAGCUGGUUGCCACCCACUUUUCUGGACAUAUUGAAACGGUCAUUAAAAAACUUCAGAACCAGGUUUUGCUUUUCAAAUUUUUGAGGAGUCUUCUUGACCCAAGGGAAGGUAUUCAUAUAAAUCAAGAAUUACUGCAAAUAUCUCCUUGUAUCACAGAGCAGUUCAUUGAGCUGUUGUGUCAGUUCAACCCAACCCAAGUUAUAGAGACUCUGCAAGUCCUUGAGUGCUACCGUCUGGAAGAAACUAUUCAGAUUACUCAGAAGUAUCAACUUCAUGAAGUCACCGCUUAUCUAUUGGAAAAGAAAGGAGAUAUUCAUGGUGCCUUCCUAAUAAUGUUAGAGAGACUACAAAGCAAACUUCAAGAGGUAACACAUCAAGGUGAAAAUACCAAAGAGGAUCCCUCAUUGAAGGAUGUUGAAGAUACUAUGGUGGAGACCAUUGCUCUUUGCCAGAGAAAUUCACAUAAUUUGAACCAGCAGCAACGUGAGGCACUUUGGUUUCCGUUAUUGGAGGCAAUGAUGGCCCCUCAGAAGCUGUCCAGUUCAGCCAUUCCUCAUCUACACUCUGAAGCUCUGAAGUCUUUGACCAUGCAAGUUUUAAAUAGCAUGGCAGCAUUUAUUGCUCUUCCAUCAAUUUUGCAAAGAAUCUUACAGGAUCCAGUUUAUGGAAAAGGAAAACUUGGAGAAAUCCAGGGACUUAUCUUGGGAAUGUUAGAUACCUUUAACUAUGAACAAACCCUGCUGGAAACAACAACUAGCCUUCUAAACCAAGAUCUCCAUUGGUCAUUGUGUAACCUGAGAGCUUCGGUCACCAGAGGACUGAAUCCCAAACAAGAUUACUGCUCUAUAUGUUUGCAGCAGUACAAGAGACGCCAAGAAAUGGCUGAUGAAAUUAUUGUCUUUAGCUGUGGCCAUUUGUAUCACUCAUUCUGCCUACAAAACAAAGAAUGCACUGUGGAAUUUGAGGGCCAAACAAGAUGGACAUGCUACAAAUGCAGUUCAAGUAACAAAGUAGGAAAACUCAGUGAAAAUUCAUCUGAAAUUAAAAAGGGAAGGAUAACCCCAUCACAGGUAAAAAUGUCUCCAUCGUAUCAUCAGUCCAAAGGGGAUCCCACUGCUAAAAAGGGAACCUCAGAACCUGUUCUGGAUCCACAGCAAAUCCAAGCAUUUGAUCAGCUUUGCCGUCUCUACCGAGGAAGCUCCAGGCUGGCUCUCCUCACGGAACUCUCCCAGAAUCGCAGCAGCGAGAGCUAUAGGCCAUUCAGUGGCUCGCAGAGUGCUCCUGCUUUCAACAGCAUCUUCCAGAAUGAGAACUUCCAGCUGCAGCUCAUUCCUCCACCUGUGACUGAGGAUUGAUGACUCCAUGGAGCCUGGCCCAGGAGAACCAGAGAUGAUCCCGAGGCAGCUGGGGAGAGGCCCCGCCUCUGGUGGGCUUGGCCUCCACCACCUCCCACGCUUCUGAGAAGAGGUUCCAAAUUGGGCUCCUGUGCCUAGAGCGUCCACAGCACCAUUCCCAGUGUAGACUCCCAGUCUUCUCCACAUUGCUGUCAUGGCGUCAGUUCACCAGACUCAUUGAUUUUGUUUUGCUUGUUAAGCAAAGGAAUGUCACAUACCUCUCUCCAGCUUUUUAGGAAAUACAUUUUGCCUAUUGUGACUUUUUCCAUUUACCCUGAAGCCUAGAAAGUAGGUGGAACUCACACAAAUGGCAUUCCAGAGUCUGCCGUACUCCGUCUCCUCCAGCUGCUGGAUAAUACAGAGGAACUUCAACUUCUACAGGGAACAGUGGUUGGCCAGGCUGCAGUAUAACUGAAGCAUGCCUUGGAGAGAGCAGACACUGUGGGGGCCAGGGCCAUCUCCCUUUAAUGUGUUCAUGUUAAAACCUAUUCGAGUGUAAGACUUGCCCUUUCUAACAAUAAAUGCUCUGUGUUUAAGUUC